UUUAUUAUACCCCCUCGGCCGCUCCUCCCAAAACCCCUCUCCCCGUCCCCGCCCACCAGUCAUCCUCUGUCCCCUCCCCACCUCUCCAAAUCUUGGGACAGAAAAAACCGCAUCAAAUCACAGGGUGCCAGGCGCGCGGGAUCGAGGAAGGAAUGGAGCCGGCGGAGCGAAUCGGGUCCAGGACGACGCUGGGGAAGCGCCGGAGGAGCAGGGUGCUGCCCCGGACGGCCAGCAUGGUGACGGUGCCGUCGGCGGCGAAGCAGGGGCGCCAGGAGCAGGGCGGCGACGUGCCGUCGUCCUCUUCCCUGCCCGCUGGUGGCGCGGGGAUGGGCGCCGGAGGAGACGGCGCGGCGCCGAGGGGUUACUACUCCGGCGGCUACUUCGCCGGGGCGGAGACGGCGGCGUUCUUGAAGGCGUGCGGCCUCUGCAACCGCCGCCUCGGCCCCGGCCGCGACACCUUCAUCUACAGGGGUGAGGUGGCAUUCUGCAGCCAGGAGUGCAGGGAGAAGCAGAUCGAGUACGACGAGCGCGUGGAGAAGACCUGCUGCCUCACCUCCAUCAAGGAGGCCCCGUCCGUCUCCGGCGCCAGCUCCGACCAGUCCAGCAGCGGCGGGGAGACCGUCGCCGCCGCCUAGCCCAGCGCGACGAAGAGGUGUGCAAGGGGUGCUGCGUUUUCGCACCCUGCAGAAGAUAGGAACAGCAACACCAAAUCGACCAGUCCGUUAGUUUCUGGCCAUGCGCCAUGUGGUGCGUGCCAUCAUGCCAUAGCGUCUGUGCAUACAGCUUAGCUCUAGAUUCGCUCAUGAACCGAAGUGGCAGUGGGAGGUGAAUGCAUCAGCACUUCGGCGGUGGUCGAUGCCUGUGACUCUGAAUUCUGGAACCAUUGUUUUCUUCUCUGUCCGAGGAAAAAAAACCUGGGUUGCAACAGAA
Phragmites australis (common reed) is the source of this 930-nucleotide messenger RNA. RefSeq names its product FCS-Like Zinc finger 3-like. Bases 153 to 635 code for a protein of 160 amino acids. The record is from RefSeq and is a predicted model, not a curated record. The transcript is spliced from 2 exons. NCBI's taxonomy places the organism in Eukaryota, Viridiplantae, Streptophyta, Magnoliopsida, Poales, Poaceae.